Molecule: messenger RNA, 1780 nt
Organism: Penaeus indicus
Lineage: Eukaryota; Metazoa; Arthropoda; Malacostraca; Decapoda; Penaeidae
Gene: Mzt1
Product: mitotic-spindle organizing protein 1-like
Exons: 2
Coding region: 48-272 (74 amino acids)
Biological process (GO): mitotic spindle assembly; microtubule nucleation by interphase microtubule organizing center; gamma-tubulin complex localization
Cellular component (GO): gamma-tubulin ring complex; spindle; centrosome
Source: RefSeq, a predicted model, not a curated record
AGACAGAUUGAAAUUCAUUUGAGAACAUAAGGCAGCCAGACAAGACCAUGACCUCCACUGCACGCACGGUUGUGACAGCAAAAGAAACUUUCCAAAUUCUGAUGGAAGUCUCAAAACUUCUGAAUACGGGAUUGGAUGAAACUACCCUGGCUAUAUGUGUCCGGCUGUGCGAAAGUGGCGCUAACCCUGAAGCAUUGGCAAAAGUCAUCACAGAACUGCAGAGAGUGAAAAGAGAAGAGACAGGCAAGGGGCAGGGGGAUGGAGGGCAAUGAAUUGGCAUUAUGUGGAAUAGUCAAAGAAUCAUGUAGAUGCUCAUUCACUUUUUUUUCUUUCUUGCUUUUUUCCUGAAAUCAAGUUAGGAAAAGCACAUCAACAGUAAUGUUGACUUGUACAGGAUGCAUAAUUUGAAGCUGAUUUAACUUCAGAUAUUCAGUUCAUUAGUUCACAAUUAAUGGAAAUUUGUUUAUUAGUUUUGCAUACAAACAGUGAUCUAUAAAUAGGAGUAUCAUAUAUGUAUGGAUUUUUUCCCACUCUUCCUUGUAAUUUGUGUUGAUAAAAUAUAACAGGAAAAAUAUUUGGUAAUAAUAUUCUAAUCUGAAUGGGUUAGAAAUGAAGACAAGAUCUGAUAUCACAAGAAAUACUGUUUACCAGCAUUGAAAGUUGGGAAACAGAAAAUCGUCACCUAGAAACAUAUGCAAAAUCAUGAAAAUUGAAAUCCAGACUAAUCGACUGGAAUAUCUCUGCUGUACUUACCUUUAUAAUAAAGUUUGAAUAGCAGUAGUUUGAAAUGAACUGUUAUGGUACAGACUAAUAAGACCAGAUAUAUACACAUUUUUUUCUUCUGCCUAUAAUGCAGUUUGGAUCAUAUAUGCAAAAUACAAAAAUCAUUCUGGGAGGCUCAGAUUUAGGUAUACACCUGAUUUCAUUACACAUUCUUUCCAUUUUGUUCUCUCUUUAAAACAUGUAUACUAAACAUAAGAUACAAAAGUCUUGCUUUUUUGCCCCCUUUGAAGGGAACAGUAAUGCUUGUCAUCUGUAGUUUAGUAAUCACAAAGCAGCAAUACAGUUAUGUAAGUAGAGGCAUUUGAUGGUCUCUCAACACAUAUGAGCAGUUUUCUAUUGUCGGUUCAUACUGUAUUUAAGACUAGGUAAUAAAGUAAUAUUUGAAGUUUUGUUUUAUCAAGUUUCUUUUGUAUUCUUGUGCAUAUGAAAAAUUCAAAGGCAGAUUAAAUGAUAUUAUUGUUUAAAUACAGCCAUUUUUAAAGUCAUAACAUUACAUCAUCUUGAAUAUUCUGUUUGACCGAAAUGUUAAGAAGGCCAUCUGGGGAAUUAGCUUUUGUUUCAGUCCAGAAAUGGAAUAUUAACUAAUUAUUUAAAAGAAUUCAAGAUUCAGUGCACUCCCUCCAAAUGGAUUAAUUUUAUUUUUGCCAUGCUUAAUUUUUGGUAUGUAUAUUUUCACUUCAUAGAACUGAAGGAAAAUCCAUCUAGAAAAUUGCAUAUAUGAGCACAGCAUUCUCAGUGGAGCAUGCAUUGUCAGUGGCAAAAUUUUGCAUGUAAUUAGAGUGGAAAGGUAUAACUACAUACAGAAUAUUUGAUGUGAACCUUUCUUGGUAGAAUCGUAUAUUACUUAAAUAACUAGCCUUUUGAAAUUGACCUCAAAAAAUUAAUUGAUAGUAUUAUUUACAGGAUUUAUUCUUUUCUAAUAUGAUUCUGCAUACCAUAAUUGCAAUACUGUCUGUGUAUGUUCCUCAACCAGGAAAUUAAUAAAUGUUUAAAAAUA